Messenger RNA from Grosmannia clavigera kw1407, 342 nucleotides. RefSeq lists its product as uncharacterized. The transcript has a single exon. NCBI's taxonomy places the organism in Eukaryota, Fungi, Ascomycota, Sordariomycetes, Ophiostomatales, Ophiostomataceae. The record is from RefSeq and is a predicted model, not a curated record. Bases 1 to 342 code for a protein of 113 amino acids.
AUGACCAACGGUACGUGGUCCAUGGCGAGCGCACAGUUCUCAGCGCAAUGGACCGAGCCUAGCGACAUAUUCUCGGUGUUGCUCAUCGUCGGCGGUGACGUCGUCUUGGGGGCGCUGAUGGCAGUCGUGGGCGCCAACCGGCGAGUGUCGUGUGAACCCGAGAUGUCACUUAAGGCGUUCAACCUAUCACCGGGCUACCAGCGCCAGAACCAGUCGUGGCUGCUGGCGCGCCUGUUUGAGACGUACGACUUCUGGAAGGAGACCGCAUUUCGGCAGCGGCUGGGAAAGAAGCCAUUAUUGGGUCAGUGUCAUGGCCAGCGCCAAGUCUUGCCCGGCAAAUGA